AUGGUGAAACCCGUUGAGGAAAUGGCCUCGCUGCCGGGCGACGACAAGCCCUGGUACAAGCAAGCGCACCUUCUAAAGCUCAACUUCAUCACCCUGUCUAUGGUCCUGUUCUCCUCAGCAAACGGCUACGACGGCUCCAUCAUGGGCGGCCUCCUCGCCCUCCCCAGGUGGAACACCUUCAUGCACCACCCGUCCGGCGCCUACCUCGGCUGGAUCACGGGCAUAUACUGGGUCGGCAACGGCAUCGCCUUCCCCGUCGCGGCGUGGGUGUCCAACAACUACGGCCGCAAGGCCGGCAUCUACGUGGGCUACCUGUUCCUGGUCCUGGGCGUGGUGAUGCAGGCCGCCGCGCGCAACGAGGUCACCUUCACCUACUCGCGCCUCUUCGUCGGCAUCGCCGCCUCGUGGCUGGGCAACUCGGCCCCGCUGCUCAUCAACGAGAUCGCCCACCCGAAACAGCGCUCCGUCGCCAACGCGCUGUUCAUGGUCGGGUGGUACUUUGGCGGCACGCUCUGCGGCUGGGUCACCUUUGCGUGCCGCGACAUCCCCUCGGACUGGUGCUGGCGCGUCCCCGUGCUGCUGCAGAUCGUGCUCCCCUUCAUGGCCCUGCCGGGGUUCCUGCUGUCCCCCGAGAGCCCCCGCUGGCUCAUCAGCGUCAACCGCGUGGACGAGGCGACCGACAUACUCGCGCGGCACCACGCCGGCGGCGACAGGGCGGACCCGCUCGUCACGUACCAGGUCGUCGAGAUCCAGGCCACCAUCACCGCGGAGAAGGAGGCCUCGUCGAGCGCGUCGUACGCCGACAUGAUCAAGACCAAGGGUAACAGGCACAGGCUCUUCAUCUCCAUCAGCCUCGGGAUAUUCGCGCAGUGGGCCGGCAACGGCGUCGUCUCGUACUACCUGCCCCUCGUGCUCACCUCGGUCGGCGUCAGGUCCGUCACCGACCAGACCCUCAUCUCGGCCUGCCUCAAUGUCUGGAACCUCCUGUGGGCCAUCGCCGCCGCGGCCAACGUCGACCGCCUGGGCCGCCGGUUCCUGUUCCUGACGUCCGCCAGCACCAUGUUGACCAGCUUCAUCAUCAUCACCGGCCUCAGCGGCGCGUUCGCAGAGUCCGGGUCAGCGCAGAUCGGGCUGUCUGUCAUUCCGUUCCUAUUCAUAUUCUUUGCCGGCUAUGACAUCGCCAUGACCCCCUUCCUAACAGCCUACCCCUGCGAGAUCUGGCAAUUCUCCCUCCGCUCCCGCGGCCUGACCGUGUCGUGGUGCUCCACCGUCGCCGCCAUCUUCAUAAACACCUUCGUCAACCCCAUCGCCCUCGAGGCCAUCCAGUGGAGGUACUACAUCGUCUUCAUCGCCAUGCUCACCCUGCUCCUCAUCACCGUCUACUUCGCCUACCCGGAGACGCGGGGCCACACCCUCGAGCAGAUGGCCGUCAUCUUCGACGGCGCCGACGCGGCCGCCUGCCCGCCGCCGGCCGCCGUCAGCGGGAAGACCGGGAUCAUGGUCUCGCACUCGGACGGGGUGCACCACGCCGACCAGCCGUGCCGGGGUGGUGCGGAAGGCAAGGUCUGA
This is a messenger RNA of Diaporthe citri, 1569 nucleotides long. RefSeq lists its product as uncharacterized. The transcript has 3 exons. Gene Ontology annotation, biological process: transmembrane transport; carbohydrate transport. Gene Ontology annotation, molecular function: carbohydrate:proton symporter activity. The record is from RefSeq and is a predicted model, not a curated record. Gene Ontology annotation, cellular component: membrane. The coding region runs from base 1 to 1569 and encodes 522 amino acids. NCBI's taxonomy places the organism in Eukaryota, Fungi, Ascomycota, Sordariomycetes, Diaporthales, Diaporthaceae.